GAGCAAAUCUUCUCUGAUUGAAGGCCUCAGAGAGCAAAGGCCUACUGGCGGGAUAGUGCGCUCGAUUCGCUACUUUUAUUUUUGUGCUUGGAAUGAUUGCAGCUUAAUUCAAUCCUAUAACCAGCUGAUUUAUUUAGUAUUUUUUAUUGAGAUGCAAUUUAGAUCCAAAAUGCCACGUAAAUCCAACUCUCUGGACUAAACGGGAUUUAUGAUUUUCUGCAUCGUGUCGAAUCUGCCGAGCUGAACUCCGCGCUGACCAACAUGCGUGCUACUUCCUUGUUAGUGAGUCGGUGUGAGAGGGCGACGAGAAGUUUGAGCCCCGUAUAAGUAUGUGUGGAUUUAACUAACGUUUUCGAUGAGAUCUUCCCUUUGGAAAUCUCGCCAGGCGCAGAAAACGAGCCGUUUUGAACUCGUCACCGGGAGGACAGCGCUAUCCGAGCCAUGGAGGCGGAUUUAAAGGCUGUUGUGUGGCGGAUCUGCUAAGUUAGCACAGGCUGGCUAACACAAUCUCUUCAUCAUAUGCACGGAACUGGAUUACAACUCGAGGCUUUUAUUGACUUCUCCGAGGCUUUUUUAGGGGUUUAUCCGAUUGAUGUGCGUUGGGAUGAGUGAAUGCGAUGGAUUCGGUGUGAUCUGGCUGGGAACGGUCGCUGUGUGAGCACACAGACGCUAACGCUAGCUGUGCUAUAAUAGCGCUUAAAGUGGGUUUCAAAUGUUUUGCUUUGUUUAACACCGGGGAUUGAGACGCGAGCGAUAAAGUGGGAUAUUAAAUGCCGAACCCAGAGAUCGUUCCCCGCGAGGGCCGGGGGAGAAGCCCGCCGUCACAGAGGAGUCAGAGGGAGGCGAAGCGGAGCAAGAGCCGCCGCGAGCGGCACCGGGAGAAGCGGCGGUCCUCGUCGUCCUCCUCCCGGAGAAAGAAGCACAAGCACGGCUGGGAGAAGCAGCAGCAGCCGUGGCAGCAGCAGGAGGUGGUUUACGACGGGGGUGUUCGGACUUUAGUGGAGUACGACGACGUGAGCUCGCAGUCCGAGCGUUUCUCCGGUAGCCCGUCGCCCAGAACCGGCACCCCGUCCGUGAGCGAAGCCGAGCUCCAGGACUCCAGCUUCACCCCGGGCAGAAGCGAGCACGACGACUCCUCUCGGAGGAGAGACGAGAAGGGACGCCUGGAGAAGCAGAUGAAGAGGAACCGGUCCAACCGAGAACGGGACGCGGCGCUCAAGUCCCGCAGCGGCGUGAGAAAUCACGACAGUAACGGCAAGAAGCCUUCCUCCGCGGCCCAAGCGGACAAGAAAGAGUCGAAGCGACUUAAAAGCAAGUCCAAAUCCGAGAAGGACCCUCCUUCCGCGUAUAGGGACCCGCCGCAAGCUUACCGUGACGACUACUGGAGGAACAGCCCGAGCUUCAAAGCGGCGGAUAACGUUAGUCCCUUCGCGACGGCGUAUUCCUACGGAUACCAGUCUCCUAACACGAACUACCCGUUCAUUUCCCGGAGGAGCCCCGCUAAGAGGCUGUCUCCGAGCUCGACCUGCUACGCUCGGGAUUCAGAGCUGUACGGUGCCUAUAACGUCUCGAAGUCGCCGAGCUCGUACUCCAGUAAGAGGAAGCGUUCCCCGAGCAGCCCGUACUGGCGCCGGUCACCGAGCUACGGCCGACACAGUCCCUACGAGCAGAGCGAGGUCCCCCGCACCAGGAGCCCCUACAGAAAGUCCCCGAGCCCCAGUCCGGACGCCAGGCGGACGGGAAAGUCCCGCAGCAGGAGCCCGUACCAGUCCUCGCGUCAUUCUCGCUCGCGCAGCCGUCACCGGCACUCACGGUCCCGGAGCCGGCCCUCCAGCCUGUCCCCCAGCUCGCUGACCCUGAAGAGCAGCCUGGCCGCCGAGCUCAGCAAGCAGAAGAAAGCCAAGGCCGCCGAAGCCGCCCGCGUCAAGAACUCCAGCAAUACCUCCACCCCGACCAAGGGCUCCUCGUCGUCCUCCAGCGCUCCCCAGCCCAGCCCCGUCACCAACCACACAACCAAGAAGACCAGGCCUCCCUCACCGCCGCCUGUGUCCGAGAAAGGCCCCAGAACCCCGGUGUCCAGUCAGCCGCAGUCUCCUGUGGAUCGACCCGCCAAGAGGAGCUCGGACACCUCGCAGGCCAGCAGAGAAGCUAAGGUAAAGGAGGAUAAAAAGAAAGGAGGACAGUCCGUGCAGGUUAAAGACAAGGACCGAGAGAAAGCAGCUGCUCCAGCUGUAGCCCCUCCUCCGCUGGCAGCCAACAACCUGGAUCAUCUGGAUGGAAGCGACAGUAUCUUGAAGGAGUCUUCAGCAAUCACAGGGAAGAAGAAACCCGAAAGGAAAGCCCGUCACCUCCUCGCAGACCUCCCUCUUCCUCCAGAGCUCCCGGGCAUCGUCCCUGGUUCGCCUCACAGCUCACCUGAUGACAAAAAGACGCCCACCCCGCGGAAGAGACCAAAAAUAUGUGGUCCACGCUUCGGAGAGAUCAAGGAGACGGAGAUAGACUGGGAGCGGUGCGUUGACAAGUUUGAAAUCAUUGGGAUCACUGGAGAAGGUACUUAUGGACAGGUGUACAAAGCCAAGGACAAAGACACUGCUGAGUUGGUGGCCCUCAAGAAGGUCCGUUUGGACAAUGAAAAGGAGGGCUUUCCUAUCACAGCCAUCAGGGAGAUCAAGAUCUUACGGCAGCUCAACCACAAGAGCAUCAUCAACAUGAAGGAGAUAGUCACCGACAAGGAGGACGCUUUAGACUUCAAGAACGACAAAGGGGCGUUUUACCUGGUGUUUGAGUACAUGGACCAUGAUCUGAUGGGCCUGCUGGAGUCGGGCCUUGUGCACUUCAACGAGAGCCACAUCAAGUCUUUCAUGAGGCAGCUGCUGGAAGGACUGGAUUACUGCCACAAGAAGAACUUCCUGCACAGAGACAUCAAGUGCUCCAACAUCCUGCUCAAUAACAAGGGUCAGAUCAAGCUGGCAGAUUUUGGAUUGGCUCGUCUGUAUAACUCUGAAGAGAGUCGACCGUACACCAAUAAAGUGAUCACUCUGUGGUAUCGGCCGCCCGAGCUGCUGCUGGGAGAAGAGCGGUACACGCCCGCCAUCGACAUGUGGAGCUGCGGGUGCAUUCUGGGAGAGCUUUUCACAAAGAAGCCCAUCUUUCAGGCCAACCAGGAGCUGGCGCAGCUCGAGCUCAUAAGUCGUAUCUGUGGCAGCCCUUGUCCCGCUGUGUGGCCAGACGUGAUCAAGCUGCCCUACUUCAACACCAUGAAACCAAAGAAACAGUACAGGCGGAGGUUAAGGGAAGAGUUUGCUUUUAUUCCUCUGAUGGCCCUGGAUUUGUUCGACCAUAUGCUUGCGUUGGACCCGAGCAAACGCUGCACUGCAGAACAAGCUCUCAGAAGUGACUUCCUCAAAGACGUGGACCCAGCCAAGAUGCCCCCACCUGAUCUGCCUCUGUGGCAGGACUGCCAUGAGUUGUGGAGUAAGAAACGGCGCCGGCAGAAGCAGAUGCCGGAGGAGCUGACCGCUCCCAAAGCCCCUCGGAAGGAGCUGGGUCUGGACGACAGCCGCAGCAACACGCCGCAGGGCUUCCCAGCCGCCGGGGCGCACAAAGGUCCGAGUGCUGCUGCCGCUGCAGCCCUGCUGGACCCCAAAGCUCCCAACUCACAACUGACUCAAGAACAGCUGGCUGUGCUUCUGAACCUCCUGCAGUCCAAAAGCGCUCCGGUGGGUUCGGCCCAGUUCGCCCAGACCGUGGGUUCGAAGAUGAACCCGGAGACGCUGCAGCAGCUGACGCAGGCUUUGCCGCCCGGGCCGCAGGAGUCUGAGAGACCCCCGGAGCCACCUCCGCUCCCCAAAGUCUCCAAACCCCCUCAGCCGCCCCGGACACCACCCAUGCCCAAGCCGCCUUCGCCUCCCUCCCCGCAGCCGUCGGUCAAGAGCGACGGAGAGGCCUCGGCCGCAGCCACGCAGACCGCCGUCACCAUGUUCCUCGCUCAGCUCCUCAAAGUCCAGCAAGGAGCGGCAGGAGAGGUCAUGGGGUUCGAGGGGGCCGAGGGCGGCGUCUCAAACGCACCGGAGCCGCCGCCUGAGCCCAGCCCUGUUUCUCCAGCAGCUGAAGUCGGCGGCUCGUCCUCCAGGCCUCUAGAGCCUCUCUCCAUUCUCCCGCCGGACCAGAGACCCCCAGAGCCUCCAGAACCGCCUCCCUGCGCAGACCUGGACUACCGGCAGGCCCCCGAGACCAAUCCAGCGCAGCCGUCCUCCGCAGCCCCAGGAGAAGCUCCCAGACCCCCGGAGCCAGACUUCAGCCGCCCCCCGCCGCCUUUCGGCUUCGCAGACAGCUACCUCGGCCACAUGAUGCCCCCUCAGCCGCCUCUCGGCCCGGAGGCCUUCGCUCACGGAGCCGGCGCGGUGUUCAGCGGAGACAAGGACCAUCGCUUCGAGUACAAUCACAGCGGACCGCCGCCCCCUCCGGGCCAAGCCUGGACUUCUCCAUCCCAAUCCCUUCCGCUCGGGUACGUUCCCCACGUGAACACGGCCACGCUUCGGGGCAGAGGACUCCCUUUUUGACGGGAUCCCGACGAACUUCCAGACGCCUCAGAAAAGGAAGACUCGACGGCUGAUGAUGCACGCGGGAGUUUUUUUGAGCAAUGUUACCAGGCAACUUUGGUUAAAGGGAUAGUUCACCCAAAAAUGAAAAUUCAGUCAUUAAUUACUCGCCCUCGUGUAGUUUCAACCCCGUAAGACCUUCGUUCAUCUUCAGAACACAAAUUAAGAUAUUUUUGAUGCAACCCGAGAGCUUUCAGACUCUCACAUAGACAACAAUGCAUCUUCAAUUUUGCGAAGCUACAAGAAUACUUUUUUGUGUGCAAAAAACCAUUUAUUCAACAAUUCUUCUCCUCGGGUCACCGUCUUCGAGUACCCCAGAACGUAAUCAGCAUUGUUUAUGCUCAGGAGAAAGCGCAUGCAUGCUAUUAUUGUUUUCUUUGUGCGCACAGUAUUCUCGUAGCUUCCCGAAAUUGUGACCGACGUCACAUGGACUGUUUUAUUGCUAUGUUUCUGGGAACAUUUCAGCUGCAUUGCUGUCUAUGGAGGGUCAGAAAGCUCUCAUAUUUCAUCAAAAAAUAUCUUAAUAUGUGUUCUGAAGAUGAACGAAGGUCUUACGGGUUUGAAACGACACGAGGAUGAGUAAUUAAUGACAGAAUUUUAAUUUUUGGGUGAACUAUCCCUUCAAUGUUGCUUUCACCGGGCAACCAGGUGAGACCACGACCGAUCUAAAGGAUCCAGAUAGAAAUGUGCCACCCGUUCUCGACGGGAAAGUGCUCGAAAAAAGCCGCCCCGUGUAUCAUCAGCCUAAAAGACGCACGCAGUUGCCCUCGACCAGCACUAAGAGUCUCAGAACUCGAUUUGUAAGAUUUCUAAGUAUCCCGAGGGCACUCGAGUAACAGCUUGGAGGGACGAACUGUUGGGAGGGGAAUUUUUGCAUUUCCCGCUCAUACCAUUUCAUAGAGCUGUUUUCGUUUCCCCUCCGAUUGAUUUUUGUAAUCUAUUCUACUGCUGUCUUUUAAAUUAAAACUGUACCUUUUUUGAGUGUGCAUUUACCGUGCCAGGGUAAGUGUUUUUAUGACCUUAGCGUCUCCUUUAACUGCGUAAGGACAGACUAGUAUUACAAUGAUGUUUUGCACUACUGAAUAAAGUAGGUGGAAACAAGCGAAGGUGUGAUGGAGGAAUGUGCUGUAUCUGCACACGUACAUGACCAGUAAUGGAAGUCGUUUUCUUUUUACUUUUUCUUUCCCUUUUUUGGUCAGUUGUUUUUGGUUUUUUCCUUCCUUUCUAAUGAUUCAACAAUUAUGGGCUCUGUCGCAAGGGUUAAUUCACUGGAGGGGCUUGUAAAGGACUCCGGAGAGACUGGUAGCACUUCUGGAAUGAACUGGUGAAUCUACUGAACGAGUGAACGGAUCAAAGCUGUGUUUCUCACCGGUUCCCCACCAGCUCUUGUCUAUAGCCAUUGUAAAAUUGAAAGUAAAGAGACGUUUAACUGAUUUCAAGGAGAUGAGCAACAAUGUCUUUUUUUUGUAUGAAGAUGUUUUUUUGUUUUUUUCCCCCUUUGGCAAAUGUUUAUUAAAGAAAUGCCAACCAUGUAA
This is a messenger RNA of Onychostoma macrolepis, 6136 nucleotides long. RefSeq names its product cyclin dependent kinase 13 (gene cdk13). Lineage: Eukaryota; Metazoa; Chordata; Actinopteri; Cypriniformes; Cyprinidae. Gene Ontology annotation, biological process: positive regulation of transcription elongation by RNA polymerase II; protein phosphorylation; transcription elongation by RNA polymerase II. The record is from RefSeq and is a predicted model, not a curated record. Gene Ontology annotation, molecular function: cyclin binding; ATP binding; RNA polymerase II CTD heptapeptide repeat kinase activity. Gene Ontology annotation, cellular component: nucleus; cyclin/CDK positive transcription elongation factor complex.